CGCGCGCAUUCAGUGCAGGAAGUUGAGCAAAUUCUUUCUUUCACCUGAUUUUUAAAAAAUAUAUAAUUAAUGCAAGCAACACGGCUCACCACAUUAUAAACAAUGGCUGAAUGGAAUGCCUAUUUUCGGGGGGAUGAGGACGAGGAUGUGGAGCAAGAGGAAGGAGAGGAGGGCGGAGGCGAAUAUAAAAGCACUGGGCGCGACAGCCUUGUUUUCCUGGUGGACGCAUCGAAAGAGAUGUUUGUGAAAGGGGAGGAUGGAGAGUCUUCCAACUUUGACAUGACGAUGCAGUGCGUGCGCAGUGUGUACAUGAGCAAGAUCAUCAGCAGUGACAGAGACCUGGUCGCGCUGGUCUUCUUCGGCACAGAGAAGAGCAAAAACCCAGGGGACUCUUUUAAGCAUGUUUACAUCUACCAUGAUCUCGAUUCACCUGGGGCGCGGCGUGUGCAUGAUAUCGACUGCCUGAUGGGCGGGAAGGGUGCCCAGCUGGCGGCGGAGCAGAUGGGCAGCGGCGCCACUUCCCUGGGGGACGCCCUGUGGUGCUGCGCCAACCUGUACAGCGACAUCAAGCUGCGGCUCUCGCACAAGCGCCUCAUGAUCUUCACCUGUCGCGACACGCUGCACGGUGGAGACAGCAAGCUGGAUACGAAGGCGCGCACCAAGGCCUCGGACCUCAAAGAGACAGGUGUGAUCAUCGACCUGAUGCACUUGAAGAAGCCGGGCGGCUUUGAUGUGGGCCAGUUCUUUUGCGACAUCGUGAGUCCUCCUGAGGACGAGAGCGAGCUGGGGGUUCAAAUGGAGCCUUGUGGGAAGCUGGAGGACCUCCAGAAGAGAGUCAGAGCCAAGGAGAUGAAGAAGAGGGCCCAGAGCAGGCUUAUGCUGUCCUUGGGAGAGGGAAUGAAGGUGGCCGUGGGUGUGUAUGUGACAGCGCGAACUGCCAUGAAGCCCCCAUCCGUACUGCUGUACAGGGACACGAACGAGCCGGUCCGCACCAAGACCCGCCACUUCCACACACAGACCGGCAGCCUUCUGUUGCCCAGCGACACUAGAAGAGCACAGACCUAUGGACAGAAGCAGAUUGUGAUGGAGAAAGACGAGACGGACGAGAUUAAGAAGUUUGACGACCCGGGCCUGGUCCUGAUGGGCUUCAAGCCCAUGAGCCGCCUGAAGCUUCACCACCAUAUCAAGCCCUCGGUCUUCAUUUAUCCAGAGGAAGAGCAGGUCUCAGGUAGCUCCUGUGUGUUUUUGGCCCUGCUGCGGCGCUGUAGUGAGAGAAACCUGUUUGCGGUGUGCAGGUACAUCCCCCGCCGCAACACGCCGCCUCGCUUUGUGGCUCUGCUGCCCCAGAGAGAGGAGACGGACCAGGGCCGUGCCCAGGUCACACCCCCAGGUUUCCAUGGCAUCUUCUUGCCUUACGCUGACGACAUCCGCACUCUGGAUGUUCAUCAGGGUCCCUCUGCCACUGACGAACAGAUCGACAAAAUGAAGGAGAUCGUACAUAAGCUUCGCUUCAAGUACAGGUCUGAUGCCUUUGAAAACCCAUCACUGCAGACCCACUUCAGGAAUUUGGAAGCUCUGGCCCUGGAUCUCAUGCAACCAGAAGAUAUUGAAGACUUCACCAUGCCCAAGGUGGACAUGAUGGAUGCGCGUCUUGGUCCACUGACCCAGGAGUUCAAGGAUCUAGUUUACCCUCCCGGCUACAACCCAGAAGGGAAACCUGCAGCCAAGCGCAAACCUGCUGACUCGGGUGGUGGUGGGGUGGAUAAGAAGCCCAAAGUGGAGGUUUCUGAGGAGGACCUUCGUGCCCACGUGACGAACGGCACCCUGGGAAAGCUCACCGUGCCAGUCCUAAAGGACGCCUGCAAACUGUUUGGAGUCCGCACCACGGGAACCAAGAAACAGGAGCUCAUCGACGCCAUCACUGCGGCUGUCACCAAGUAGAGGGCAGUUAAAGACAUCUGGAAAUGUAUUAGGUACUUAUUGGCACAUAACUGGGCAAAUUACUGUAGGGUAACAUUUCAAGUUUUCAUGUAGGUUUAUUUGUUUGGGAGAUGGUUAAAAUAAGCCUAUUGACAGAAGGCAAGAAAAUAAUGAAAAAACUCAGUAAUUCAAAUGUCAUUGGAAAGAUUAUUGUUCAUGUUGGUUCUACCGUGGCCUAAUAGUAGGGCACUGGGCCACUACACCGGCGGCCCGGGUUUGAUUCUGGCCCGGGUCAUUUGCCAUCCUUCCCGGACCCUCUCCCCACUCAUUUCCUGUCCAUCCUGUCCAUCAGUUGUAAUGUCUCAAAAAUAGUAAAAAAAAGACAAAAAAACGAAAGAUGAUUUGUAUUAAAACGUCAAAACAUGCUCAAUCAACUCCCUCCCUACAGCUGUUGCCAAAUAGAGGCAUGAGGAAAGUGUUAGGCACUUACUGUUAGGUGACAUUUUCAGGUUUCAUGUUGGUUUGUUUGUUUGGAAGAUGGUUAAAAUGUUCCAAAAAAAAGAAGAAAGAAUGAAAAGAGAAAACGUUGUGUCGCAGAUGUCAUUGCUAAGCUGUUGUGGUUAUUAUAAUAAAAUGACAAAACAUGCUCUUAAUUCA
Messenger RNA from Engraulis encrasicolus (European anchovy), 2577 nucleotides. RefSeq names its product X-ray repair complementing defective repair in Chinese hamster cells 6 (gene xrcc6). The transcript is spliced from 13 exons. Gene Ontology annotation, biological process: telomere maintenance; double-strand break repair via nonhomologous end joining. Lineage: Eukaryota; Metazoa; Chordata; Actinopteri; Clupeiformes; Engraulidae. Gene Ontology annotation, molecular function: telomeric repeat DNA binding; double-stranded DNA binding; DNA helicase activity. The record is from RefSeq and is a predicted model, not a curated record. The coding region runs from base 103 to 1941 and encodes 612 amino acids. Gene Ontology annotation, cellular component: nucleus; Ku70:Ku80 complex.